AUGGUGGGUGUCACCUCUAUAAAAGUUACACUUUCUCUUGAAUGCAUAGAGAGUUUGCCCAUUUAUGUGAAUCCAAAACAAUACAGCUCUAUCCUUAAAAAAUGAUAGGUCUGUGCCAAGCAUCAGGCUUAAAAUAAGAUUGUCAAAAAUAGAAAUCCAUAUCUUCACGAGUCUCGACAUUAUCAUGCAAUGAAGAGAGCCAGGGGUUCUGGAGGGUGCAUUUUGAACACAAGAAUAUGCAGUAAUCCCAUCCUUCAUCUCCAAAGCAUGAUAGAAAUAUCUUUAAUUAUUAGGCAGGCGGCAACAUAUCUAGUUACAUGGUUCAGCACUCAGAUAGUGGUAGUUGGGGGACUUCCACCCAAUCUGGUUCUAAUGUGACAAGCAUCUUCAAUGGUAAUGACAUGUUCCAGCAGCCAGAGUUCAGAGUCUCUAACUUUCUUUUUCACAUGGGUGCUACCAUGCAGAAGUGAAAGACUUCAUGCAUGUUGGAACCUAACAACACACUUGUGUUAUCCAUGGUGUCGGUGCCAACACAGGCCUUUGAAAAUACAUUCAUAUUUGCACACAAAUGGAUAAUCGAUAGUUCAUCCUCGGUGA
Molecule: messenger RNA, 597 nt
Organism: Capsicum annuum
Lineage: Eukaryota; Viridiplantae; Streptophyta; Magnoliopsida; Solanales; Solanaceae
Biological process (GO): regulation of transcription by RNA polymerase II
Molecular function (GO): RNA polymerase II cis-regulatory region sequence-specific DNA binding; DNA-binding transcription factor activity, RNA polymerase II-specific
Source: RefSeq, a predicted model, not a curated record